AUGGCUUCAAAUUUUGCUGUUGGAACUUUAGUUAUUGGUGCUCUCACUGCUCCCCCUGCAAUUGUACCACCACACCAGAUAAAACUACCAAAAAAUGCUCCUGGUAACCGAACUGAUAUAGCUUGGAAACAUGGCAUUGUUGAUCCUAAUAAUCCAAGAAAAAUACAAUGCAAGUAUUGUCAAAAAAAGGUAACUGGAGGUGUCUACAGGCUAAAGCACCACUUGGCUUAA
Lathyrus sativus (Indian pea) is the source of this 231-nucleotide messenger RNA. NCBI's taxonomy places the organism in Eukaryota, Viridiplantae, Streptophyta, Magnoliopsida, Fabales, Fabaceae. The record is from the annotation of a GenBank genome assembly.